Fusarium sp. VM40 is the source of this 939-nucleotide messenger RNA. The record is from the annotation of a GenBank genome assembly. Lineage: Eukaryota; Fungi; Ascomycota; Sordariomycetes; Hypocreales; Nectriaceae.
AUGGCCACCGAAGCUGCAACCCAACUUCCCCAGAGCGGCCCCGACGCCAGCAUUGCCAAUGGCACCGGCAUGGAUGCCCUCAUGGAUGAUGCCAAGAAGAGAGGCUUGCACGAGGAGAUCUCACGUCUGACUGACAACCAUCUGGUGUAUACUGAUGCAGCCGGUGGAAAACUCUCUUUUGCUCCUGUUGACUGGCAGAAGCCUGGUUUGAGGAUUCUUGACUCGGCUACUGCAGAUGGUAUCUGGCUACAGGACCUGCGCAAGCGAGCCGGCUCUGUCGCCGAGAAGCAGACUUACAUUGGCACUGAUCUUGUCACUGACCUCUUCCCCGAUCCUCGCCCCGAAGGGAUUGAGUUCAUCAAGCAGUCCAUUACGGAGCCGUGGCCCACUGAAUGGCACGAAUCCUUUGACCUGGUGCACCAGCGCCAAGUCCUUGGAUUCUGUGGAGACUUCUCUCUCGAGCAAGCCGUCGCCAACCUCUGCGGCCUAGCCAAGCCUGGAGGAUGGGUCGAGCUUGUGGAACUAGACUGCGACCAGAGCACCCUGGGCGAGGGCACUGCUGCGCGCGAGUUCUUCCAGCUCCUGGAGCAGAUCUGGAAGAUCAAGAAGAUGGGGGGUAACUUUGGGCCUAACCUCAAGGAGUGGAUGGAGAAUGCGGGGCUCGAGGAUGUCCAGGUUGAUAUCCUGGAGUGCAAGGUUGGCGCAAGGGCAAAGCCUGAGUUGAAGGAAGCCAGCAUCAACGGCGCAGCUGGCGCUGGUCCAAUGAUUGUGGCCAUGGCACGAACUAAAGCCCUCCCUGAACUUGAAGGGUUCACGUCUGAGCAACUCGACACCCUUGAUACGCGUGUCCGCAAGGAACUCUCAGAGAAGGGCGCCGAGUUCCAAAGUUUCGCUGUCCGAGGCCGUGUACCUGCUGGAGGCCUGAAGCCUAAGAAAUAG